CAACAGUAUUUCAAGCUCCUACUUGCAUCAACGGAUCCUGAAAUUCUUAUAGCUUCGUUAGAAACUCUUUCUGCCCUUGUUAAAAUAAAUCCCUCGAAGCUUCAUGGAAGAGGGAAGUUGAUUGGUUGUGGUUCUGUAAAUAGCUAUCUUCUCUCUCUCGCACAGGGAUGGGGAAGCAAGGAAGAGGGCUUGGGUUUAUAUUCAUGUGUUGUUGCAAAUGAGAUAACCCGAGAGGAAGGACGUUGUUUAUUUCCACAUGAUGUUGAAAAUGAUACUAAUAAUGCUCAGUACCGGAUAGGUUCGAGCCUAUAUUUUGAGUUGCAUGGGUGUGGUGCCAAAAGUAGCGAUGAAAGCAGUUCAAGUUCAAGCUCUUCUAAUUCCAGGGUUAUACACAUACCAGAUUUACAUUUAAAGAAGGAAGAUGAUUUGACGGUGUUGAAACAGUGCAUUGAGCUGUAUGAUGUACCUCCUGAGCUUAGAUUCUCACUUUUGACCAGGAUCAGAUAUGCUCGUGCCUUUCACUCUUCUAAUUUAAGAAGACUGUAUAGUAAAAUAUGCCUUCUUGCCUUCAUUGUACUUGUUCAGUCGGGUGAUUCUCAUGACGAGCUUGUUGCUUUCUUUGCUAAUGAGCCAGAAUAUACAAAUGAACUGAUUAGAAUUGUGCGGUCAGAGGAAACUGUUCCUGGAACCAUCAGGACACUUGCAAUGCGUGCUCUGGGAGCUCAGUUUUCUGCAUAUUCAUCGCAUGAACGGAGGAUUUUAAGUGGAUCUAGCAUUAGUUUUGCUGGGGGGAACCGUACAAUACUCUUGAAUGUUCUUCAGAAGGCUAUUUUAUCAUUGAAAAAUUCAAACGAUCCAUCAUCUCUUGCCUUUGUGGAAGCGCUCCUUCAGUUCUACUUGCUCCACAUGGUUUCCUCUUCAGCUUCAGGAAACAAUAUUCGGAGUUCAGGGAUGGUUCCCACUUUCCUACCUCUAUUGGAGGAUUCAGACCCUUCCCAUUUGCAUCUCGUUUGUCUUGCUGUGAAAACAUUGCAAAAGCUCAUGGAUUUCAGCAGCUCUGCUGCAUCUCUUUUUAAAGAGUUAGGGGGAGUUGAAAUUUUGGUUGAAAGGCUGCAGACAGAGGUACAUAGAGUAAUUGGCUUAAGUGGGAAUAAUAUAGAUUCAAUGAUUAUUGGUGAGAGCUCCAGAUGUAAUGAUGACCAGUUGUAUAAUCAAAAACGGAUGAUUAAGGUUUCACUGAAGGCACUGGGGGUUGCUACAUAUGUCCCAACGAGCUCUUCGAACACUUUACCUGACAUUCUGUCACUGAUAUUUGGCAAUGUAGAUAAAUUUGGUGGUGAUAUUUAUUGCUCCGCUGUGACUCUAAUGAGCGAAAUCAUCCAUAAAGAUCCUACUUGUUAUCCGUUGUUGCAUGAGUUGGGUCUUCCAGAUGCAUUUUUAGCUUCAGUGGCAGCUGGAAUACUGCCUUCUCCUAAGGCAAUUACUUGCGUUCCUAAUGGGAUUGGUGCAAUUUGUCUUAAUGCCAGAGGACUGGAAGCAGUGAAAGAAACUUUGGCACUGAGGUUCCUUAUUGACAUUUUUACCAAAGAAAAAUAUGUUCUGGUAAUGAAUGAAGCAAUUGUUCCUCUGGCUAAUGCAGUGGAAGAGCUUUGGCGCCAUGUUUCAUCAUUGCGAAGCAGUGGAGUUGAUAUUAUCCUUGAAGUAAUUGAAAAAAUCACUUCCCUUGGGGAUAAGGACCCUGCUGGCUCAUCAGGAAAGCUUAAUGGGAACACUGCAAUGGAAACAGAUUCUGAUGACAAAGAAAAUAACAGCAUUGUUACUGAAGAAGUGAUUAAUACUGAGCAAGUCGUUCAAUUAUGUAUUUUUCAUCUGAUGGUACUGGUUCACAGGACAAUGGAGAAUUCUGAAACAUGUAGGAUAUUUGUGGAGAAUUCUGGGAUUGAGGCUUUAUUGAAGCUGCUGUUACGACCUAGCAUUGCUCAGUCAGCUAAUGGAACUAUUGCUUUACAUAGUACAAUGGUUUUCAAAGGUUUUACCCAGCAUCAUUCUGCUCCCUUGGCACGUGCGUUCUGCUCCUCGCUUAGAGACCAUCUAAAGAACGUCUUGACUGGGUUUGACUUGGUUUCUGGAUCAUUUUUGCUUGAUCCCAGGACAACACCAGAUGAAAAAAUAUUUUCUUCACUUUUUCUUGUUGAGUUCCUUUUGUUUCUUGCUGACUCCAAAGACAAUCGAUGGGUGACGGCAUUGCUCACUGAGUUUGGCAAUGAGAGCAAGAAUGUAUUGGAAGAUAUUGGACGUGUGCAUCGUCAAAUUUUGUGGCAGAUAGCACUCCUUGAAGAUGUAAAACCUGAGUUAGAAGAUGAAAGUACAGGUUCUGUUACUGAGUUGCAGAACUCUGAGGUCCAUACAAAUGAAAUUGAAGAGCAAAGGUUUAACUCUUUCAGGCAGUUCCUUGAUCCCUUGUUAAGGAGGAGGACAUCUGGAUGGAGCGUUGAAUCUCAGUUUUUUGACCUUAUUAAUUUGUAUCGGGAUCUUGGUCGUGCCCCUAGUUCUCUUCAAAGGAUGGGUCCUAAUGGUUCUCCACUCCUGCAAUUUGGAGCCAAUAAUCAAGGACGUUCAGAGUCUUCUGACACCAUUGGGGCCUCUAACGGAAAAGAAUAUUCCCAGCAUAGAACUUGUUAUGCUUCUUGUUGCGACCUCGUGAGAUCCCUUUCUUUCCAUUCUACUCAUUUGAUUCAAGAGUUGGGGAAGGUGAUGCUGCUUCCAUCUCGUCGCCGUGAUGAUGUGGUAAAUGUAUCGUCUUCCUCCAAGGCCGUGGCUUCCACUUUGUCCUCUCUUGUGUUAGAUCAUAUGAAUUUUGUGGGUCAUGUGAAUGCUUCUGGAUCUGAGGGAUCAAUAUCAACCAAGUGCCGUUACUUUGGGAAGGUUAUUGAUUUUGUUGACGGCAUAUUACUGGAUAGACCAGAUUCCUGUAAUACUGUUUUGCUAAAUUGCUUAUAUGGGCAUGGAGUUGUGUCAUCUGUUCUGACCACUUUUGAAGCUACAAGCCAGUUACUUUUCACAAUAAAUAGAGCCCCGUCUUCUCCUAUGGAAACCGAUGAUGCAAAUUUAAAGCAAGAUGAAAAGGCAGAUAAUGAUCAUUCAUGGAUUCAAGGCCCCUUAGCCAGCUAUGGAAGACUCAUGGAUCACCUGGUGACCUCACCGUUUAUAUUAUCUUCAUUCACUAAGCAUUUGCUUGCACAACCACUGACUAGUGGUGAUGUUCCCUUUCCUCGCGAUGCAGAGACUUUUGUGAAGGUCCUCCAGUCCAUGGUGCUGAAGGCAGUCCUCCCUGUUUGGACCCAUCCUCAGUUUAUUGACUGUAGUUGUGAAUUUAUUACCACUGUUAUAUCUAUCAUUAGGCAUAUAUAUUCUGGGGUUGAAGUUAAAAGUGUCAGUAGCAAUUCCAGUGCUCGUAUUGCUGGCCCUCCUCCAAAUGAAACAGCAAUUUCGACAAUUGUUGAGAUGGGUUUUUCAAGGAGUAGGGCAGAAGAAGCACUGAGGCAAGUUGGAUCGAACAGUGUAGAAUUAGCUAUGGAGUGGUUGUUCUCCCAUCCAGAGGAGGUCCAAGAGGAUGAUGAACUUGCUCGUGCACUUGCCCUAUCAUUAGGAAACUCUGAAUUGGAAAUGAAGGAACCUGUUUCAAGUGAGGUCUCAAAGCAGAUAGAAGAAUCAGUCCAACUCCCUUGUACCGAGGAGUUGUUGUCUACAUGCGUAAGGCUUUUGCGAGCAAAAGAAACUCUAGCAUUUCCAGUUAGAGACCUGCUUGUGAUGAUUUGCUCUCAGAAUGAUGGUCAAAAUCGGUCUAAUGUGAUGUCUUUUCUGAUUGACAGCGUGAAGGGCUGUGAUAAAAUUUCUGAUAGUGGAAAUAGUACAACAUUAUCUGCUCUUUUUCAUGUUAUUGCCUUAAUCCUUAAUGACGAUACUGUGGCACGAGAAGCUGCCUAUAAAAAUGGUUUAGUUACAGUUUCCUCAAAUCUACUUUCGCAAUGGGAUUCUGGAUUGUCUUUUGGCGUUAAAGUUGAAGUUCCUAAGUGGGUUACGGCUGCAUUUCUUGCCAUUGAUCGGCUUUUGCAGGAGGAGAAGAAAUUCAAUCCUGAAAUAGCAGACCAACUGAAAAGGGAUAAUGUUGGUGGUGACGCUUUGACCAUUGAUGAAGAUAAACAAAAUAAGUUGCAGUCUGCCUUGGGACUUUCCCCAAAGUAUAUUGAUGUUGGCAAUCAAAAAGAACUUAUUGAAAUUGCUUGCAGCUGUAUCAAGAAACGGCUUCCAUGUGAAACAAUGCAUGCUGUUCUGCAGUUAUGCUCGAGUCUCACCAGAUCGCAUUCUGUUGCUGUUAGUUUCCUUGAAGCGGGGGGGUUAACUUCCUUGCUUUCAUUGCCAACAACUAGCCUCUUUCCUGGGUUCGACAGUAUUGCAUCUACCAUUAUCCGUCACAUCCUUGAAGAUCCUCAAACUCUUCAGCAGGCAAUGGAAUCUGAAAUUAGGCAUACCCUUAUCACUGCUAUGAACAGAUAUCCAAAUGGGAGGGUAACCCCCAGAAAUUUUUUGUUAGGUUUAAAUUCUGUUAUUUCAAGGGAUCCUGUGAUAUUUAUGCGGGCUGCUCAAUCUGUCUGCCAAAUUGAGAUGAUUGGUGAGAGGCCUUACGUUGUAUUUCUGAAAGAUCGUGAGAAGGAUAAAAGUAAAGAGAAAGACAGAGAGAAGGAAAAAUCAAUGGAAAAAGAGAAAACACAGAAUCAUGAUGUGAAAGUUCCUUUGGGCAAUGCUAAUCCAGCCACUGCAGGAAAUGUGCGGAGCAAGUUUCAUGAUUCUAGAAGUAGUCGUGUUCAUAAAAAAUCCUCUCAAAACUUCAUAAAUGUGAUUGAACUUCUUUUGGAGUCUGUAUAUACAUUUAUACCUCCUAUGAAAGAUGAUGUUACUGUGGAGUUGACCAGCGGUGCCCAAGCAUCUUCUGAUAUGGACAUUGAUGUUGCUGCAGUUAAGGGAAAAGGGAAAGCCAUUGCUUCGCUAUCUGAAGAUGAUGCAAAUAGCCAGGAAGCUUCUCUGCUUAAUUUAUUGGAAGUGAUCAUUGACAACGCUGAAAGCAAAUCACAUUUAUCCGAUCAACCCACACAAUCUACUGUUGAGCAACCAGCUGCUCCUGAAGUUUCCUUAUCCGAUGCUGAAGUGAAUGGACAAUCUAGUAGUGUAUCCUCUGGGGUUGGAACAUCAUCUAAACUUGGUUCUUACUUUAAAAUGGCAGCUUCAGCUGCUGAUGGUGAAUUUGAUAUUCAUAGUAUUCUUGCAAACCUGCCAGAAGCAGAAUUACGGCUUCUGUGCUCACUGUUGGCACGAGAAGG
This is a messenger RNA of Cucurbita pepo subsp. pepo (vegetable marrow), 5378 nucleotides long. Lineage: Eukaryota; Viridiplantae; Streptophyta; Magnoliopsida; Cucurbitales; Cucurbitaceae. The record is from RefSeq and is a predicted model, not a curated record.